Molecule: messenger RNA, 1017 nt
Organism: Penicillium canariense
Lineage: Eukaryota; Fungi; Ascomycota; Eurotiomycetes; Eurotiales; Aspergillaceae
Exons: 2
Coding region: 1-1017 (338 amino acids)
Biological process (GO): mRNA cis splicing, via spliceosome
Cellular component (GO): cytosol; spliceosomal complex
Source: RefSeq, a predicted model, not a curated record
AUGGAGGUUUUCCACACGUCCCCGGAAGCAUCGAGCUUCGUCACCAUCGCCGAGCACCAGUCGCGCACACCUAGCUCGUUCCACUCCGGGCCGCCAGUGCUUCACUACCACAGCCAGCGAUGCAAGGUGGUCAUUCUUGAACGCGAUCUGCUUGCCACACCGGCGCUGAAUGCGCUGCGCGGAGAGAGUGCGUCUGCGAACGGAACCAGCGCUGGCGAUGCGGCACAGGAAGCGCAGGACGACGAGGGCCACGAGGUUGCCAUCGAGGGCGUGGAUACGUGGGUGACAUCUGACGUCAAGCAAGCUAACGCAUCCACCACUCCGGCCAGGAAAUUCGUCCUGUAUUCCCCCUCUGCCUCGACAGGCGUCUCAAUUCCGUACCCUUCUAUCUCCCUUCACGCCAUCCAGCGCCUGCACGUCCCCAGCGCUGCCGAUACUGAAGUUCAAGGCCUAUACAUGCAGAUCGCAGUACCCACUGCUCCCUCCUCCGAGGACGACGAGGAGCAAUGCAUCACAAUGACAGUCGUGCCACCAAGAGAGUCCGGCACCGGCGCCGCCGAGAUUACGGCGGAAGCGGGGGCAGCGCAAGAUCUGAGUGACGAGCCGGCGGAGACGCCAACGCAGAUGCUGUACAAUGCUGUGUCCGCUUGCUCAAACCUGCACCCGGACCCCGUGGAGCCGGGUGACGAGGAUGACGAUGAAGAGGGGUCGAAGUUCAUGUCUGCUGAGGAUCAUGGGUAUGCGCUGUUCCAGCUUGGGCAGGAGGCGGUGGGUUCCUCGGACGGGAAUCUGCCGCCGCCUGUUGAGGGAAGCUCUGGGUGGAUCACGGCGGAUAAUAUGCAUGAGUAUUUUGAUGAGGAGGGGAAUUGGAUUGCGGAGGGUGAACCGCCUUCGUUCCCUGGACUUGGUCCUGGUGCUGGGACCAUCCGGGCGCGAGAGGAUGAGAAUGGGGCUGGCGAGGGGCAAGAAGGAACAGAGGGCGAGAGUGAGGAGACCAAGUGGCGAAGGACUGACUGA